AUGGCAUCACCAGCAGCAACAUACUCCUCCCCAGCCCUCUCCACACCCCACACCAUAACCAGCACGCCCUCUCUCCCCACCACCACAGCCAAACCUAGCACAUCCGACCGAACAGCCUACCUCGCAACCCUCACAAACUCAAUAACAGACCUCCAAGCCAACAUGGAGGAAGACAAAGCGGCCGCCGGAGGUGCUGCAGCUUCGAAGGCUAUUGACGAUGAGAAGGAGGAGGAGAAUUACGGGGAGGAGGUCGUUGAGGAGGACUGA
Messenger RNA from Aaosphaeria arxii CBS 175.79, 267 nucleotides. RefSeq lists its product as uncharacterized. NCBI's taxonomy places the organism in Eukaryota, Fungi, Ascomycota, Dothideomycetes, Pleosporales. The coding region runs from base 1 to 267 and encodes 88 amino acids. The transcript has 2 exons. The record is from RefSeq and is a predicted model, not a curated record.